Molecule: messenger RNA, 894 nt
Organism: Solanum verrucosum
Lineage: Eukaryota; Viridiplantae; Streptophyta; Magnoliopsida; Solanales; Solanaceae
Exons: 5
Coding region: 1-894 (297 amino acids)
Molecular function (GO): protein binding
Source: RefSeq, a predicted model, not a curated record
AUGGAAAAUAUUACAAAUUCAUUACCAAGACGUUACUUGUGGAAGAUUGAAUCAUUUUCGUUGCUCUCAGAAAAUGGUACUUCCAAGUAUGAAUCAAAUGAGUUCGAAUCCGGUGGCUUCAAUUGGAAAAUGAUCAUUUAUCCUGAUGGAGAUGUAGAUGGAGCAGGCCAUAUAUCUGUAUACUUGGCCAUUAUUGGGAAAGGUUCCCUACAUGCUGUUUGGGCGGUGAAUGUCUCAUUUAGCUUCUUGAUAUUCGAUCAAAUUCACGACAACUAUAAUGUAAUGAAAGGAAUGGAGAGGCAUUUUCGCAAUAUCAAGACUGAAUGGGGCUUUUCGAAAUGUAUCUCUCAUAAAACAUUCAAAGAUCCCUCUAAUGGUUACCUUGUUAAUGACAAAUGUGUCGUUGGAGUUGACGUAUAUGUCAUCAAGAACCAGGGAAUAGGUGAAUGUAUGUCCUUAUUGAAAGGCACCAAGGUUUAUAAGCACAACUGGAAGAUUACUAAGUUCACAAAAUUGAAGAAAAAAGUGUACUAUUCUGAAGAGUUUAUUGUUGAUGGUUAUAAAUGGAAACUUUCGUUAUAUCCUACAGGUGACAACCGACAAAAUGGUAAGAACAUCUCCGUCUUUCUUGAAUCAGUUGAUGCUAAAGGAUUUAAUCGCCAAAAAAGAGUCCAGGCAAAAUUUAGCAUUUCUCUCAAAAACCAGAUUGGUGGUGAACAUCACAACAAGAGUGGUAGUUCAAAUUGGUAUUCAGCUGCUACAAAGGGUUGGGGCUGGUCAUCAUUUAUGCCAUGUUGUGAAUUCAAUGAUCCUAAAAAGGGCUUUCUUAUUGAAGACUGUUGCAUUUUGGAAGCUGAUGUUUCUGUUGUUGGUGUCGUUAAUUCUUUAACUUAA